This is a messenger RNA of Liolophura sinensis, 4089 nucleotides long. Its product is annotated as polycystin-1-like protein 2. Gene Ontology annotation, biological process: detection of mechanical stimulus. Gene Ontology annotation, molecular function: calcium channel activity; calcium ion binding; protein binding. Gene Ontology annotation, cellular component: membrane. Lineage: Eukaryota; Metazoa; Mollusca; Polyplacophora; Chitonida; Chitonidae. The transcript has 15 exons. The record is from RefSeq and is a predicted model, not a curated record. Bases 1 to 4089 code for a protein of 1362 amino acids.
AUGGCCUCCACCUCUUUGAGUACGUUACUGGACAACCCGGAUCAAGUGUCAAACGCUGGCAAGCAAGCCGCCGUGGAUACUGUGGAUACGUUGGGAAAUAGGCUGACAGAACUUGUGACGGCGGACAUGAGUGACACACAAGUUAAUGAAAUUCUCGAUUCUGUGAUCGAUGCUGUUGACAAGAUGGUUACCGGGGUAACGCCUUCCCACCCUAUGAUCAAGGAGGACCUAGAGGUUCAGAACUCCAUCAAGGAGUUUAACCUGAGGAGAAAAUACCUAACCAAGUCGUCUCUUAAGCAUGCGCGGAAGAAGCUAGAAACUGCGGACAUGAAUGAUGAGGAGCGGGCGUUCUUUUCUACACGGGCCAAACUACGGUGGAACUAUAAGAACAAUCAGCUUAAACAAAUGGCAAGAGAAGGAAUACCGAAGCUGCAGAGAACUGUCGACCAAGUGCUGAGCUCAGCCUCCACCUUCAUGGUGGAUGGACAACAACCGCUCAAGCUCACGGCUCCAAACAUGGCCUGCAGCGUUCAAAGAAAGAGCGUUAGAGGCAUCCUGCAGGAAGAUAUCCAGAGAGGUAACGUGCGCAUGCGUCUUAGGAGGAAAGACUCAUCCACUGCGGAGGAAGUAGAGGCGGAGAUACCAGAAGUAGCUACGCUUAAGACAACAAUUUUUAAUCGGAACCCUUUCACUUGGGAGAACGAACAAACAGUGGCUCGCAUCACAUCACCGACAGUGAUGGUGAAUUUGUCUACAGAUGAACCGUUUGACGAUCCCAGCAACAUGCAGGUGAUGACGUACGACAUGUCUCUUCCUAACCCAUCCCCCGUGAAGGGAACAACUGUGAGCCCCAGAUACCUGCCCUUAGAUGCGGACCAGAUGCUGUACCAUCGCCUUGAACUGAAGUCUACGUCAGAUGCCCUCCUCUUGAGCCUCAAGCCGUCGCAAGUGCCCCUGGUAUAUGACGUAUACUUCCGAUCUGGGGAAUUCCCGACGUCAAAGGAACACCACUACCACACUGUUGUCCGAUUUGAAGAGAAUGUCACCAAGGUCGCCACUUGUCCACCUGGACUUCUACCUUCGGCCGGGACGGUCUUCUUUGGUCUUAAGCCAACGCCUCUUGAUCAUCCCCGUCUGCGCCGUGACCUUUCACCUAAUGUCUCUGGUCAAGGUCAGUUGAACUCCGGCAGUAGUGAAGGCUUUAGUCAAAUCAAAUAUGGCGACUAUGAAAUCGGGGUGGCGGCCACGGGCUGUUCUCAAUGGAUGGAUCAGGGAGUAAAGUGGGACUCUGACGUCUGUAAGAUUGAGAAUAUGCCCAGUCUUGACCAGACGUCGUGUGCUUGUGACCUCCCUCUAAGCUCCAUCUUCACUAUUGCAACCACCUUCUAUCUGCCGGUGAAUAUGGUGGAUUUCUCCACCGUGUUCACAGAGAUCGACCUUCUAGACAACGCAUCAGUCUUUACCGUGGUCAUCCUCAUGCUGAGCGUUUACAUCUUGCUGGUUGUCUGGGCCAGACGCAAGGACAAAACUGACAUCAUUAAGUGGGGCGUGACCGCUCUGGCGGAUAACGCUCCAGGCCACAACCAUCUUUACCUGAUCACUGUCUACACUGGUAUGAGGAUGUCGGCAGGGACCAAGUCAAAGGUCGGAUUUGUCAUCGCUGGGGAGAAGGGGGACACUGGGGUGCGGCCCCUGAACGACGGCAUUAGGAACGGCUUCCCUAAGCAGAGUGUGAGGCACUACCUCAUGACGGUAGAAUCGUGCCUUGGGGAUUUACAGUACCUCCGAAUCUGGCAUGAUAACUCCGGCAAAGGACCUCUUGCCUCCUGGUUUCUGCACAAAGUAGUCGUAGAGGACCUCCAGGAAGACAAGAAGUACAUCUUUAAAUGCGACGACUGGUUGGGUGUAGACGAAAGCGAUGGUUUCAUCGAGAGGUUACUACCUGUUUCUAGUAAAGAAAAUCUGCUAUCGUUCAGCAGCCUGUUUUAUAACAACGCUCGCAAAAACGUCACGGACAGCCAUAUCUGGUUUUCGGUUUUGUUCCGUCCGCAGAGAAGUCACUUCACCCGAGUACAGAGGUUGUCCUGCUGCGCAUGUCUGCUGUUCCUCAGUAUGAUCUGUAACGCUCUGUUCUACCAGGGCGGUGACAACAUUGUCCAGCCCACAACCAUCAAGCUGGGCUUCCUGAGGUUCUCCGUCCACCAAGUCUACACCUCCUUCAUCACCAUCUCCAUUGUCACACCGGUAGAGCUAGCCCUAAUCUGGCUGUUCAAGAAGUCCAAGCCCCACUUGGAAGACACGCUGGAGGUAGUCAGAGCCAACGGCGGAUGCCACUCCUGUUUCAUCUCAAAGGAGAAAGUCCAGAUGGCUAACGCUCUUUUGUCGAAAGGUUUCUUGAAACCGAAAGGAGCUUUACUGCCGCAUUUCUGUGUCUACAUCGCUUGGACCAUUGUACUUAUUUGCAUCAGUACCUCUGCGUUCUUCGUAUUCCUCCUGAGUCAGCAGUGGGGCCGCGCCAAGUCUGAGGAAUGGCUCACCUCUUUUUUACUCACCUUCUUCGAAUCUCUUAUCAUUCUGGAUCCAUUAAAGGUGAUUGUGAUGGCCGUCUUCUUCGCCAUGUUUGUGCAUAAGCUGGAAGAAGAUUCUAAUGAUCUGAACAAGGAUGAGAUUCGCUCAAACUGCGGCGCAGCCAUCAAUAAUCAGCUGGCAGAGAACACCGAGUCUCCCGUAAAGCCUCUGGAGGCGGAAGAAGUGGAGAAGGCUCGCACAAUGAGGUUGAGGGAGACGAAGACAUUUGAGGUGGUUAAAGAGAUUGGGCUGUACCUUCUUUUCCUGGUGAUUAUGUGCUCCAUAGGGUACACGAACAGAGAUCCCCGAAGCUUCUCUCUUAACAGGAAUCUUCAGAACAUGCUGGUGAACAGCCAACAGGACGGCAGACUGGGCCUCAAGGACGUGACUACUGUGGAACAGUAUUUUUCCUGGCUGAACAAGACGGCCUUCCCAGCCCUCUUCCACGAGUUAUACGACAACCAAAGCCGCAGAACCUGGGGCGAUCGCUUCUUUAUCCGAGAUCUUCAAAACGUGCGCGUGGGUCCACCGAGGCUGCGUCAAGUCCGCACCGUCCACGCAUCCGUCUGCGCUGUACGAGGUAUCGCCUUGAAGGUCUGCGACACGUUCUCUGCCUCGAGCAGGGAAGAGGACUCUGAUUACUGUAUUGGGUGGAAGUCAGGGCCUUGCGCCCAGGAGGAGAGGGCUUUCAAACUGACCUCUAAAGCCUGGAAGUACACCAGCUCCAGUGAAGUCUGGGGCAUUCCGGUGUCCGGCGUGUACAACUCGUACAGCGGAGGAGGUUACAUCGCUGAGCUCAACAUCAACCUGGACGUGUCUAAAGCCGUUCUCCAAGAGCUCUUGUCCGCCUUCUGGGUGGACAAGAGGACAAGACUGCUUACUCUCGACUUCACUGUGUAUAACGCCAACACCAACCUAUUCUGCUUCGCCAGCCUGAUGUCCGAGUUCCCGGGGACAGGUGGUACCAUCACCACCGCCGUCAUCUUACCGUUCAGGGUCUACCAGUACGCUGGCACGCUGGGCAACUUUGUCUUCUUUACCGAGAUCAUGUUCAUCUUCCUUUUAGCGGUGGCAGUGGUAAAACUCGUGCUGAAAAUGGUGAAGCAUGGAGUUAAGUAUUUGUACGACUUCUGGCAUGUCGUAGACUUCGUUUCGCUCGUGUCCUGUUUCGUGGCUGUCGCCAUGUACGGACUGAGGAAGUUUAGCACAGAAAUGGCGCUCCACCGUUUCCAACUGGACGGGCGUCAGUUUGUCAGCUUUCAGCAAGUGACCUUCUGGGAUAACAUGAUGGUCGCCAUGGUGGGCCUGGUAACUUUUACCUGCACUAUCCGCACCGUCAAGAUACUCGGCUUCAGCAGGCGUCUGGACGCAAUCCUGACCGUCCUGUCAAUGGCGCUAAGAGACCUUUUCUACUUUAGCCUGAUGUUCCUAAUAUUCCUCAUGGCCUUCGUGGCCUGUGGAUACUUCAUGUUUGGACAGGAUCUCAAAGCUUACCAGACAGUGUUGACCACUCCGCCAUAA